Messenger RNA from Paramecium tetraurelia, 627 nucleotides. RefSeq lists its product as uncharacterized. The record is from RefSeq and is a predicted model, not a curated record. Gene Ontology annotation, biological process: regulation of cytosolic calcium ion concentration. Gene Ontology annotation, cellular component: neuron projection; nucleus; synapse. Lineage: Eukaryota; Ciliophora; Oligohymenophorea; Peniculida; Parameciidae. The transcript has 5 exons. Gene Ontology annotation, molecular function: calcium ion binding.
AUGAAUACUUUGAAUAGUAUGACAAAUCCUUAUAACAUGCCUUCUACACCAUAUGGUGGAAUCUUAGAUGCAGAUGGGUGCAGAAUGCUUGCUCGAAAGAUCUUCUCAACUUACGAUCUUAGCAAUAAAGGAUACAUCGAUGUAGUCGAUAUAGGAUCAAUGUUUACAGAUGCAUAUCGAUCCUAAAACAUUGUUACAAAGCCUAAAGUUAAUGAAACCAAUGGAUACAUGAAAGCUAUUAACAAAACUGCUUAAAAUCGAUUAACUUUGUAGGAUAUUGAAUAAUAUUGUUUAAGAAAGUUUUGCGGAACUUCCUAUCAAUUCAAGCAAUAAUAAUCAGUGAAUAAAUAACCAAAUUAUAUUGAAGAGCGUUUAUAAGUGGCGAGAACCUUAUUCAAAAAACUUGAUGCUGAUGGAUCAGGGUAUAUCACAGAGGAUGAAGUCUUUGAAAUUAUCAGGGAAACAUAUAGAUAAAUGGGUAUGAAAUAUGAACCAACAGCUGAUGAUGUGAGAAGUUGGAUACAUAUGACUGAUUCUGAUGGAGAUGGAAAAGUUACUUUAGAAGAUUAUGAAAAUUUAGUUUUGAAAUCUUUGCAAUAGCAAGCCAUCUCAUAUAAUUUAAGUUGA